Molecule: messenger RNA, 1890 nt
Organism: Exaiptasia diaphana
Lineage: Eukaryota; Metazoa; Cnidaria; Anthozoa; Actiniaria; Aiptasiidae
Product: delta(8)-fatty-acid desaturase
Exons: 3
Coding region: 182-1546 (454 amino acids)
Biological process (GO): lipid metabolic process
Cellular component (GO): membrane
Molecular function (GO): oxidoreductase activity, acting on paired donors, with oxidation of a pair of donors resulting in the reduction of molecular oxygen to two molecules of water
Source: RefSeq, a predicted model, not a curated record
CACUGGAAACGGCUACGAACUGGAUGAGCGAACGAAAAAAUACAGCCAAUCACAGCAGUGUAUUUCGGAGUAUUGCCCCAUCGCGCCACUGCACGGCCGUAUCAGGCGUGUUUUCCCUGAGCAAAGUACAAAGAUUCCAGACGUCGGGAGCGUACGCUUACUUAUCAAAAACUGCUCCAUAAUGACCACGAAAGAAAGAAAAAAGCUUAGGCAAUAUACUACCGAUGAAGUUAARCAGCAUUCUUCAAAAGAUGACUGUUGGGUGAUUAUAAGUGGCGGAGUAUACAACCUUUCAAAAUGGAUUCAGUUUCAUCCUGGUGGCGAGCUACCAAUUCGCUAUAUGGCUGGCCAUGAUUGUACUGAUGUCUUUAAAGCUUUCCAUCCAGCUUGGGUAACAGAGAAAAARCWKCCUGCAUUCAAGAUUGGCGAAGUGAAAGGAGAARGAGAUGAAGUCAAGAAGACAAAACURAGCGAGGACUUUGAAAAGAUGAGGCAAAAAGUGGUUGAUGAUGGCGGCCUCGAAACGAACUACUGGUUCUAUGCAAGGCUUGCUGCAGCAUUAUCACUAGUGUUAUGUGCCAUUAUCUACUGUGUGGUUUACUCCCAAAGUGUCCCUAUUCAAAUCUUUGGGGGUGUCUUGGUUGCUGUAUUCUGGCAACAAAUGGCAUUUAUUGGCCACGAUGCAAGCCAUCACGCAAUAACACACAAUGGCACUUGGGAUGAUCGCAUUGGACUUGUAGUUGGUAACUUGCUUACUGGAGUUAGCAUAGGCUGGUGGCAGAAAAUCCACAAUGCACAUCAUAUUGUUACAAACUCUAUUGAAUUUGACCCAGACAUUCAGUUUUUACCAUUCUUGGUCAUAUCAGAGAAGUACUUCAAGUCCAUUUAUUCUUUUUAUCAUCAAAGAGUAAUGCAGUAUGACAAAUUGGCCAAGUUUCUUGUCACAUACCAGCAUCACCUGUAUUUCCUCGUCAUGGGACUAGCACGGUUUAACCUUUACUUACAAAGCUUUCUUUUCGCCCUGUCUAAAGAAAAAGUCAAGAUGAGAUUCCUGGAACUCCUCACCAUGUUUUUGUUCUUGGCAUGGUAUCUGUACCUAUGCAGCUAUUUACCAACCUGGACAACUCGUCUGGUGUUUGUUUUCCUGGCCCAUUUCCUUGCAGGCAUCAUUCACAUCCAGAUUACCCUGAGUCAUUUUUCAAUGGAAACACACAGUGGAAUUCCACAGGAGUCAUUUAAGAAUGACAAGUUCUUGCUGUCACAGAUGGACACCACAAUGGACAUUGAAUGUAACCCUUGGAUGGACUUUUUUCAUGGUGGUCUGCAGUUCCAGUUUGAGCACCACAUGUUCCCAAGAGUUGCCAGACAUAACCUUCGAGGGAUCCACAAUGAAAUGAAAGCUCUUUGUAAGAAACAUGGUCUACCUUUCAGGUCAAAGAGCUUCAUCGAAGCCAACAUGGAAGUCAUUGGUAAACUCAAGGAAACUUCCAUCAAGUCUGAAUCCUUUUCACAUAUGUUAUGGGAAGGUAUAAAUGCAAUAGGAUAAACGGUUUCAUUAUUCAUUUUUGACAAUAUAUAUUUCUUUCAAAACAGAGGUGUAGUGGGAGUGCAAUUCCUCUCCCAGUUAUAGAAAUAUAUUAACUGGUACCAUUUUCCGUUUUGUUUGUGUYAAGUACAAAUAAAUUGACAGUUCUUAUAAAAAGCAGUUGAGUAAUGUUGUAGACCUCUAACUGAUACUGUUAAUACAAGAUAUGUUUUUUUUUUCUUAUCUGUCAAGCUAUAUCAUAUAUGGUGUUAUUAUUCUCUAGAGGUUAUUUAACAAAUAGAUCUCAUUUUUCCRUGCKUGUGUACUCUAAUAGAUACACAGAUGACSUCAAAAUGUAGUGAGAA